Molecule: messenger RNA, 4920 nt
Organism: Notodromas monacha
Lineage: Eukaryota; Metazoa; Arthropoda; Ostracoda; Podocopida; Cyprididae
Source: the annotation of a GenBank genome assembly
AUGUCGCCGCCAGUUGAAGUUUGGCUGAUGAUUAAAAUACUCUCGAUCAAUGUUCCGAGGACCGGCACUGUUGUUCUGUCGCUCAAUGCCCGUAUUUUCUCUUCUCAGGCAUUGGAAGUCACACUGCAGCAUUUUCCGUCUCAGACGUACUGGAAAGUUGGGAGAAGCUUUUUCUCCCCAAUGGACCCAUUUGACUUGAGAGAAGGAAGGAAUGCGCAUUUUGGCUUUUUUAUGAGCCUGAGGCCCGGGGAUACCGUCAGGAAAGACGGAUGGUUGAUGACUCUGACUGUAAAUAAAGCGGCCACUGGUUUCGUGAAACCUGGGAAUGUUGUCGACAUUGUGAUGGAGAUCACGAAUUCCCGUACCAUGGAUGAUGUCUUCCGUCGAUUCCGGAAUUUGGCCAAGCUCCGGGAUGCUGUGAAGGGAGAAUUGAUCGGUCUCAAAGUGAAGACCCUUCACAAUCCGAAAGUUCCGAGAAAGUACGGGGUGAUCGACGUGACUCGUGCGAGUUCCAUGGAGUUGACAUUUGACGCGGAAAUCAAUGGAAAGACCAGAAAAACAAAUGUUGCGGAUUUCUUCAAGUCUCAGUACAAUUGGGCGCUGAAAUUCCCAGGCUUGCCUUGUUUGCAGGUCGGAAAGCGAGAAAAGAAAAUCUACAUUCCGAUGGAGGUCUGCGAAAUUGUUCCUGGUCAAACGAAACUUGGACGACUCUCACAGCAGCAAACCGCUGCGCUCAUUCGCAAGACAGCGAUUCCCGCUUAUGAACGCAAGGGCGACAUUGAAAGAACUAUGGUGAACUUGGUGGGGAGUAUGAGACCCAUGCUGGAAAGACUCGGCAUGAACAUCGACUCGAGAAUGCCGCAGAUCGGUGGACGCGUUCUCCCCGCGCCAUCGUUGUCGAUGCAAAAUGGCAGGGCCAACCCAAGUAACGGCAAGUGGGAAAUGAGAUCUUGCCGAUUCUUCAAGACCAAUACUGAAGAAACCAAGUGGGGAUACGUGAAAUUUAGAUCAUCUGAAGUGCCAGACAAUGUUAUGAGAGCGUUCGGAGAGAACAUGACCCGUCAAGCGGUUCAAACCGGCUUGAAUUUGCAACCACCUGUGGAUUUCGGUACUAUCGAGGAUCCUUCGCAACUCCGCAGGAUUGGAGCUCACGUUGUGAACAUAUUGGUGGUUGUCUUGCCGGGAAGAGAGGACUAUUAUGGCGAGAUAAAGCGAAUUGCUGAGACCGAAAUGGGCUUGAUGACGCAGUGCUUGAUGCCGAAGCAUUUCGGUGGUGGAGGUGGAGGUGGAGGUCGUGGCGGCCGUGGUGGUCGUGGAGGCGGCUUUGGCGGAGGCGGCGGCGGCAGUGGCCCAAGUCCGCAGUAUAUCGGAAAUGUGCUUCUGAAGAUUAACACUAAGCUUGGUGGAGUAAAUUCCGUUCCCGUCGCGGACGACAUGACGCAGCGGUUCUUGAUGUCGGAACCUACUCUGAUUGUCGGAGCUGAUGUUACUCACCCCGCGCCUGGAUCAGAUCAGCCGUCGAUUGCGGCUAUCGUUGGGUCUGUCGACCUUGUCGGCAUGAAGUACACGGCUGACAUCCGGGUUCAAGGGUCUCGGGUGGAAUUCAUCGGUGAUAUGAAGGAGGUGAUGAGGAAAAGGCUUCAAGAAUUCAAUAGGAGCACCGGCCACAAGCCCACGAGGAUUAUUUUCUUCCGUGACGGAGUCGGUGAAGGAAUGUUCAAGGAGGUGCGAUCAUAUGAAAUAGCGAAAAUCCAGGAAGCUUGCACCAGUCUUCAUCCGUCUUACAAACCGAAAAUAACAUUUGCAGUCGUCCAGAAACGUCAUCAUACCAGGCUAUUCCCGGCCGAUCAAAAGGACGCCAUGGGCAGAAGCGGAAAUGUCCCCGCUGGGACGGUAGUGGAUCAGUUCAUAACGUCCCCGUGGUUCUUCGAUUUCUAUCUCGUCUCUCACGAAGGCAUCCAGGGCACGAGUAAGCCGACGCACUACUGCGUUCUCUGGGAUGAUAACCAGUUCAGUCAGAACGGAUUGCAAGCCGUGGCCUAUUAUUUGUGCCAUUGCUAUGCGCGUUGCACGAGGUCUGUUUCCAUUCCUGCGCCAACGUAUUAUUCUCAUCAUGUGGCCCUUCGUGCCAGGGAAUAUCUGAAUUCUAUCCGCAACUCCGACUCCGCGACAAGCUCUUCUGACGUUUCCGGUGGUUCUAAAGAGGCGGAUUUCGAUCGACUUACGCAGCAAAUCCGAUGUGCUGCGACAGGACUGAUUGCAGCGCCUGUGGACAGCACGAAGUGGGGUGCCCCUCAUACGAAUUUCGACGUGGAGCAUUUGUUGGAGGACUUCUCCCUAGUUGUUGACCAACAAGAGAACCAGUUGAACAUGGGAUUGAUGGUCAACUCCGACUCCGCGACAAGCUCAUCUGACGUCUCCGGAGGUUCUACAGAGGCAGAUAUCGAUCGACUUACGCAGCAAAUCCGUUUGACUGACAACAUGGUUGGACAUGUUGAAGCCAAGCUUGUGGGGUUGUUACUUAACAGAAGAUGCUGGUAUAGGAAACUUCAAGAGGCCCAGCAUGCUGCAGAACUAAAUGUCAAUAGCUGUUCGUCAGGCUGUUGUGCCUGGCCUGGAGAGCAUUCCAUGUCGGUAGGAGUCGAAGGAGCCGGGGGCCCUGGAGCAGGGAUGCGUCAGCGGUCGAGCUGGGCAGCGCUCUGCGUCCUGGUGCUGGCCCUGUGGCCCGAGGCCGGGAAGCUCGCGUCGGGCCAGGCGCAGCGCAUCGCGCUCUACUCGGGCGCCGACGGCAAGGGCCAGGCCGUCCUCCUCACGGACUCGUGCGAGGACCUGGGCGACCGCUCCAAGCCGGGCUGCACGGGCAUCCCCGCUGGCACCAGCUUCGACAACAAGGCCCAGAGUGCCCGGAUUGACGGCUUUUGGGUGCUGUACAAUGACAAGCGCUUUGGGCCCUCAGACCCCAUCCACUACAUAGUCGGCAUGGACAAGACAGUGAACCUGGGGCGGUCAUCGUCCAAGGCGUCCUCCGUGCGUCGGGUCGGCUCUCUGACCAACUGGAAAAAGGACGAGCACUUGUCCCUGUUCCAGUACAAGAACUUUGCCGGCAAUGAAGUGGUCAUGAACCCCUACCAGCCCACGUUCUUUGGCCACGAGGGCAUCCCGGCCCAGUCUGCUGUGGCCAUCAACUCUGAGUGGACCGUCGUCACUGAGCACCAGAACUUCUGCCUCCGGGCCAAAGGUGGCGCCUACGUCGUCAUGGACUUCCGCAAAGAAUUCGACCUGUCCCUGGAAAUGAUCCUCCACAUCCGCCACGGCUGCAUGCUCGCCACCGGCGCCAAAAACUCCUCCCACGGCGGCUUCAGCGUCGUCUCGCCGACCCUGUCCCCGUCCGGCGGCGCCCAACAACAACAACCCCAGCAACAACCACCCCAACAACAGCAACAGUCCAUGUCUUCGCAGCAGGGCGCCUCUCAGCAGCACCAGCAGAUGCAGGCGCCUCUGCACAGCCGCAUGCUCCAGCGGCGCCGCAGUGCCAAUCACGACCAGUACGGAUCGCCGCCUCUGCAGCAGCAGCAGCAGAAUAUGUACCAACAGCUGGAGCUGGACCCACUGAACAAGAUCCUGCCGCCUGGCGUGGGAUCUGGCCCACAGCUGGCCCUGACGUUGACGCGCGAAGUGUCCACGUUGCUGCCUGCUGCCAUGCAAGAGCCGCCGCCGCAGCCCUAUGUAGACCAGGCCAAUGCAGCUGCCCAAGUCCUCACCAACACCAGUUUCCUCCCAGCAGAUCCCCACCAGCCAAUGCCACAACAAUUCUCGCUGAAACCCAGCUGGAGCCCAUUUGCUGCUGCUGGCAGUGGCACUGCCCUGGGCAACCGCCAGAUGUCCUCGCAGUCUGCCCAGCAGCAACCAGCAUCACCAUCAGCAUUGGUACAACAAGAACCUUCAGCACUGGCACCCCCAAAGCAGUACAUGGACCAACCACAGCAGCAGCGAGGGAAUCUGCCUGUGGAUGCGUUUGCUGCUGAACCCCGGCAGAUGGAGCCUCAACAGCAGCAGCAGCAGAAGCCACAAGGAAACUCUAUGCGACUUCCAGAUAGACAUAGAUUGACUGAGUCUGUGUCUACUGAUGAAUAUCAGCCAAUGCAGAAACAGCAGCAGCAGCAGGCUGUUCCACAUUAUCAACAGGUUUCCUCAGGGAGUCUGUGUGGUGGCAGUGCUCUCAGCAUGGACAGGCGGACAUCUUAUGCUGCAAGACCAAGGGUGAACAGUGGUAGACCAUUUGGAAGGUUUCAUCAUAAGCCAAGGUUAGAAAGACCACUGCCUGCACCACUUCCAGCAGCUGCUCCUCAGCAACCAAUGCCUAAUAGUGCUCAGCAGACUAGUGAUGAACAGGCUUCAGGGCCUAACCUUCAGUAUGGAACCCAAGCAAGGGAAGGAUAUGAAGGCCCUGAAAACCCUGCAGAAAUGGAACAGUCCAAGGAAUCUUCCCAAGGUAUUGUAAGGUCAAAGCUGCGGCGAGAGCGCGUGGAGUUGGUGCGGGUGGGCGACGCGGCCCUGGAAGACUGGAGCGAGGAGGCGACGGAAGUGGCGGCCGACUUGGCCGCCUCCCAGCCCGACGGCUCCGUCCGCCGCCGGCCAAGCAGGAACCCGUCGGCCGAGUUCUUCCUCUCGUUCUUGCGGAACCACUCUGGCACGUCCAGCCGCUGCAGCGACUCCUGGAACCGCAGCUCGUGUGAAGACAGGCGCCUCUCGGACCCGGCCACCCCGCAGGGAUCGAUCAUCAGCAGGCCCGGGGUUCCACCACCACCACCCUCGUCCGGGGGCUGCGAGACAAAGCAAAAGGAGGCGAGGGAGAUUUAUUUGGGCCGUCAUUCUAUCAACCCCUCCUCAUCGGCGGAGCCAAGAGAUAUUCUCGAAAUU